Molecule: messenger RNA, 279 nt
Organism: Truncatella angustata
Lineage: Eukaryota; Fungi; Ascomycota; Sordariomycetes; Amphisphaeriales; Sporocadaceae
Exons: 3
Coding region: 1-279 (92 amino acids)
Source: RefSeq, a predicted model, not a curated record
AUGUCUUCCUCAGGCGAUGCCCCGGGUCUCGGUAGAACCGGUCCCGACACAGGGAGAGCUGGACCCAGCGAAACUGACACUGGCAGCAACCCAUCUCUUCCGCUGCCCGGGCUGUCUGGGACCGCGAACGGACCUGUCGGAAACCUCCUCAAGGGGCCGGUGGACGAAAAUGGUAACCUGAAGAGUGCAGCGCUUUUGGUUGGGAUCAAGCUUGAUCUUGAAGCCGAGGUUCACCUCACUGCGAGAGUUCGUGGCGAUAUCUUGGUCGGACUUUAUUGA